AAGAGCGCGCGCCGCAAUCCCUCCGCCCGCCGCCCCCGCAGGAGAAAAGCGCGUGGGCCGCUGGGAAGUGAGUGAGAUGGUCGGCUGAGUUUGAGGGGGAUGGUCUGGAAAUAAAGUACCUAUUUCGGAGACAUUAGAACAUCGACGCAAGAAAAUGCAAGUUGCGGUGCUUGGUGCUGGCGUGAUUGGUUUGUCUGCAGCUCAAUGCAUCAUUGAACGCUUUCACUCUGUAAUCAAACCAUUGAAUAUUGUGGUUUACGCAGAUAAGUUUACACCACAUACUACAAGUGAUGGAGCUGCUGGAUUGUGGCAACCAUAUGUGCUGGAUCGAGGAAUCCCAGAGGAAGUCAAAUGGAACAAGGAAACAUUUGAAUAUCUUCGAAAGUAUGUGAAUUCACCUGAUGCGAAUGAGAUGGGCUUGUUUUUGCAGUCUGGAUACAACAUCUUCAAAGAACAACUGCCGGACCCAUCCUGGAAAGAUGCUGUUUUGGGGUUUAGACAUUUGACGGAAGAAGAACUCAAACUGUUUCCUGGAUUUAGCCAUGGGUGGUUUAACACUGCACUAAUGUUGGAAGGAAAGAGCUACUUACCCUGGUUGAUGGAGAGGUUAAAAGAACACGGAGUCCAGUUUGUUCAAAAGAAAGUCUCUUCCUUCCAAGAGUUAUCUCCAGAGUUUGAUGUGAUAGUGAAUUGUACAGGCAUCCGAGCACAAGAGCUGCAGCCAGACCCACAACUGAUACCUGCUCGAGGACAGAUCAUAAAGCUAAAAAGUAACGACAAGUGUGAGAAAUGUUCAUACUUAAAAGUCAGCAAAGGAAUAGUACACUGA
This is a messenger RNA of Rhincodon typus (whale shark), 829 nucleotides long. RefSeq names its product D-amino-acid oxidase. Gene Ontology annotation, molecular function: D-amino-acid oxidase activity; FAD binding. Lineage: Eukaryota; Metazoa; Chordata; Chondrichthyes; Orectolobiformes; Rhincodontidae. The record is from RefSeq and is a predicted model, not a curated record. Bases 155 to 829 code for a protein of 224 amino acids. The transcript has 8 exons.